UUCCUUCCUGUGCAAAGUGUGUAAGCGCAGGGCUGGGCCCCGCUUCUGCUCUUUCUGGAGGCCCGGUUGCUGGGAAAAGGGGCCCCAUGUGAUGCAGUGAUUUCCUGCACACUUCCUGGCCUCGGCGGGUGCUGCUCCAUGCCCCUGCCUGCCACCCCUGAGCCAGCCUUGCUUUCGUCCAGGCAAUUCCUUGCGCAGCUCUGGAGGGAGCACCAUGCUGCGGCGGAAGCCAUCCAAUGCCAGCGAGAAAGACCCACCACAAAAGAGGAAGUUGACUCUGCAGCGCUCCAGCAGCUUCAAGGACUUUGCAAAGUCCAAACCCAGUUCCCCUCUGCCCAGCGAAAAAGAAUUCACCCUGGAAGAGGAGAUCCCUGAAGGCAUCCGGGCAAACCCACUGCCUAGCCCUGAUGACCCUGGCCAAAGCGGUACCUUGAAGCUGGGCAAAAGAUGGAGAGCUGCCAUCUCUCGUACCAUGAACAGGAAGAUGGGCAAGGCAGCCGUCAAAGCGCUGUCGGAGCAGGGCGGUCCUGAAAAUAAUGUUGCUGAAUCUUCACCCAUGAACAGCCCUAUCGAGGGCGAAGUCCCUAUUUUUCCAGAAACAACAGAAACUGGCAGCCCACAGACCCCAACUGAGAGUGACACGACAAGUCCCAGACUGAUGGAGAGUACCCACAAGAAGAGAGACGAGCCCAGUGCGCCACCCUACAGCGGCCCCUUUUGCGGAAGAGCCAGAGUCCAUACAGACUUCGUCCCCAGCCCAUAUGACAAAGACUCCCUGAAGCUGCAGAAAGGGGACAUGAUCCACAUCAUUGCAAAACCUCCCGUGGGCACCUGGACUGGCCUUCUGAACAACAAAGUGGGCUCCUUCAAGUUCAUCUACGUGGACGUCAUCCCAGAAGAGGUGGCACCAGCGACAAAGAGCUGUUCGCGCGGCAGCAGGAGCAAAAGGCCCAAGCCCAAAACCCUGCACGAACUGCUGGAGCGCAUGAAUCUUGAGGAACACACCUCCACCUUGCUGCUGAAUGGCUAUCAGACUCUGGAGGACUUCAAGGAGCUGCAGGAGACGCACCUGAACGAGCUGAACAUCACUGACCCACAGCACCGGGUCAAGCUGCUUACGGCAGCAGACCUACUGCUGGAUUAUGACACCAGCAGUGAGGCCGAAGAUGACGGAGGACGCGUGGAGGCCCAUCUGGCCCCAGAAGAAUCAAAAGAGGACAUUCCGCGGGAUUCUGGCUGCUUUGAAGGGACAGAGACAUUGGACAGCGGGCGGGAAGACUCUAAACUGGAGGAAGGGCUACAUUCUCUCUCUCUGGCUGACUCCUGCUGAGAUAAGCCUCCCCUUCCUGCAUCCUGGCCACUGGCUGGUAAAUACAAGCUGUUGUUCAGGCACGUCUGCCUCUCAGCCAGAAGGUAUGGCUGUGCCGAGUAAUCUUCCGCUUUGGACCAAGUUAAGAGCACUGCUCCAGCCUUACUAGUCCUGGGAGGAUGGGCUGGAUAAAGGACUAGCGCUGGAUAAAUAUUAGAGCUUUCGGGGAAGGUCAUGUUUACUUGAAUUUACACAGGCUUCCUGAAAAUGUGUAAGAGUCAGGAAUGACUGCAAUUGUCCCAAUAUGUCCAGCUUCUCCUGGGUCAAGUUAGGAUAGAAAGAAAAGAUUGCCUUCAUUCCUGUGAAGAAAAGUGCAGCACGUAGGUGUUACUGCUGUUACAGCUGCCACACUGCUUCACCUUCACCUUCCAUUGUGAUAGGGGAAAAUAACCUCACUAGGAAAUGCUCUUGUAGGGGAAAGAUUAUGGAAACCUGGCUUUUCCCUACUCUCUUUAGGUGUAGUCCUGUUCUGAGAUCAACUAGCCAUGAGAAGUGCUAGCAUAACAUCUUGGUCACCAACAGGUAGGUGCAAUUCCUGAGCUAGUUGAGUUGGAAGUAUUGUGUAGCAAAACAAACGAAGGGCUUGGGCACAUUUAUCCUCCAAUAGAGAUCUCUCAGUAAACCACAUUUAUCCCUACAGCACAGAUCUAGCUUCUUAUCUCUGUUUGAAAUUACAAACCAUUUCUUUAGAAACAGUAGUAAAACAUUCAACCACGUCAAGUUCUCCUGCCAUAGCUAGGCAAUUUUCCAAGCAGGAAGAAAUGUAUGCUGUUACAUAUAAGAAAAUAAAAAUGAAAUGCACAGAUACUGGAUGGGAGACACCUGGCUUGAAUACAGCCCAUGUGAAAGGGAUCUAGGAGUCUUAGUAGACCACAAGCCGAAUAUGAACAAAUCGUGCGAAUCAACUAGAAAACCCAAUAUGAUUCUAGGCUCCAUCAAUAUGAGCACGGUGUCUAAAUUAAAGAAAGCAAUAGUACCAUUCUAUUUUGCUUUGGUCAGGUCUAACAUGGAAUAUGUGUCCAGUUUUGGGCACCACAAUUUAGGAAAGACAUUGACAAGCUGAAAAGCAUCCAGAGAGGAUUUAAAAAAUGGGAAAAGGUAUGAAAACCAUGCCCUAUGAGAAAAAGCUUAAGAAGCUGUGUAUGUUUAUCUUGAUGAGAAAUCUGAGAGGUAAUGUAAUAGUCAUGAUAACAUAUCUGAAAACUGAAGAUGGAGUCAGCUUGUUUUUGGCUACUCCAAAAACUAAAACAUGGAGCAACAAGAUUCAAAUGACAGGAAAAGAUUCCACCUAAAUACUAGAAAGAACAUCUGAUGGGAAUAACUGUUGUGGUAGAGUUGCAUGCUUUGAGGUUUUAAACAGGGCCAAAUAGCUAUCUGUCAGGAGUUUUUUGAUUGUGUAUUCCUCCAUUGCAGGGAGUUGAACUAAAUGGCCCUUAUGGUCUCUUCCAACUCUAUUUUCCAUGAUUUCUAUGACCACCUCACAAUGAGAUUAGGCAUGUCUCAGCCCAGCAAAUAUCUAUAAAGCCACAGACACUUGC
This is a messenger RNA of Anolis carolinensis (green anole), 2907 nucleotides long. It is a transcript of the gene sash3, whose product is annotated as SAM and SH3 domain containing 3. NCBI's taxonomy places the organism in Eukaryota, Metazoa, Chordata, Lepidosauria, Squamata, Anolidae. The transcript is spliced from 8 exons. Gene Ontology annotation, biological process: positive regulation of immunoglobulin production; positive regulation of B cell proliferation; positive regulation of adaptive immune response. The record is from RefSeq and is a predicted model, not a curated record. Gene Ontology annotation, cellular component: cytoplasm; nucleus. Gene Ontology annotation, molecular function: protein binding. The coding region runs from base 215 to 1330 and encodes 371 amino acids.